Molecule: messenger RNA, 324 nt
Organism: Rotaria sp. Silwood1
Lineage: Eukaryota; Metazoa; Rotifera; Eurotatoria; Philodinida; Philodinidae
Source: the annotation of a GenBank genome assembly
AUGGUAUCAAAUGUAGCAUAUAUUUUCAUGCUGAUGUAUUUGGUAGCUACAUGUGUUGCAAAGGCAAAUAGUGCAAUAUGUCAGUGCUCUUGCUGUGUUGGUCAAGGUUGCAAACCAAUUGCGAAGCCUCCUGUAUUCAUACCAUCAUGUAAGGAUGGCGCAUGUGGUGUUAAAUGUACAACUACAUUUCCAAAUCAUUGUGCUGUUCCAACAUCGGUAUUUACAGCCUCGUGUUCUUCAGCAACAUCAACUGUCAUCAAUCGACAUGCAUUAUCCAUCAUCUUUGGGAUGGCUUUUGCACUUUUUGUCAAACAAAUUUCUUAA